Molecule: messenger RNA, 7448 nt
Organism: Ciona intestinalis (vase tunicate)
Lineage: Eukaryota; Metazoa; Chordata; Ascidiacea; Phlebobranchia; Cionidae
Source: RefSeq, a predicted model, not a curated record
AGGUUAAGUGUUAGAGGCCAUAAAAUGUGGCCUGUUUCGAGUCGUACGACUUGUUCUAAAGGAUUCUGUAUUUAUAUUUUCUUACUGCUGUUCAUUUUAUUCCCGUCCACGACGAUUGGGUUACGCAGGGAAAUACGCAACGUAACCCAAGUAGGAAAUAUCGGUGAAGAAGAAGUUGUUUUUAACCACAUAUACACUAUUAACGUUCCUGACCAGCAGCAAUGUGAUUGCCCGUCGUUGUUGGAGGGUAUAACCCAUACCAACGAUCCUACUAACCCUGCAGUAAACGAUCGUUUUCGGUUGUUUCCUCCGCCUGGUUAUGUCACCCCAUCCGCUGAUGACGUAGAUAGCAAAGGUCAUCCAUUAUACGCCGCAGGGUUUACGUUUCGACACAACAUCAAUAUUGCAGAAAGCAGCUGCCCGUGCCAAACAAGUGAUCUUGAGUCACUACAAGAAGAAAACUUAAACCUGCGACAACUAAUGCAAGAAAUGGAGUCCAAACUUGUAAGAAGGAUCCAAGCGAUUGAGACAAAAGUUAAGAAAGUAAAACUCCACAAGUGCCGACGUAGGUGCGUCGACUCUCCUGCUAUUGAUAUUAUUGAUCGUGUGAGUGAUACCGAAAGAGCGACGACCAUGAGGCCGCUAAGUUUUGAUAGCUGCCCACGAAGAUGUUCAGGUAAUGGCAAAUGUAUUUCUGGUUUAUGUCAAUGCGACAGAGGUUACCAAGGAGACGAUUGCUCCGAAUCUAUUUGCGUCAACGCUUGUUCAGGACACGGUGCAUGCAACAAGCACGGAAGGUGCCAGUGCUGGGGUCAAUGGAGUGGGGAAGAUUGUUCACUAAGAAGUUGUCCAAAUGACUGCAGUGGGAAUGGUAUCUGCGAUAACGGGCUUUGCGUUUGCGACGUUUCUUAUUCAGGUGCUGAUUGUAGCAGAAGAAGUUGCCUCAAUGAUUGCAAUGGACAUGGUAGAUGCAAUGAGGACACUGGCCAAUGUAGAUGUCAUGGGAGUUGGGAGGGACCCGAGUGUUCAGCACAAAGAUGUUUGAGGGAUUGCUCUGGGAAUGGGGAUUGUCUGAAUGGAAGGUGUCAGUGUGAUGAGCCAUGGACAGGCAAAGCAUGUCGUAUCUUAAAAUGCCCCAACCAAUGUUCAUCGAACGGUAAAUGUCGCAACGGAACUUGCGUUUGUCGCAACGAGUGGACGGGUGAUGACUGUAGCUCCCCUAAGUGUCCAGAUGAUUGUUCUGGCUUAGGUGAAUGCAGGAGUGGUGUUUGUGAAUGUACAGCUGGGUGGGGUGGGUUAAACUGCUCACAACCAAUGUGUGUGAACGAUUGCUCCAACAAUGGACAAUGUAUAGAUGGUAGAUGCAGAUGCUGGGGUGGUUGGGAGGGCAAUAGUUGUUCUCAUGUCAUCAAACCAUCAGGACUUGAGAUAUCAAACAUCCAACCAACCACUAUUGAUGUUAGUUGGAGUAAAACAUCACCAGCUAUAACUGGAAGCCAGGUUAACUGCAUUCCUAUGGAGGGAACAGCAAAUGCAGUUUACCAAUCUGUGGGUCCCAAUGUGACUAAACUAACAAUAAGAGACCUUGACAGUGGGACCCAAUAUUCUGUAUAUGUUUAUGCAAUGAUAGAUGAAUCAUUAAGUGCUCCAAUUACUGCUUCUGUGAAAACAGGAGUUGACACACCAUCUCAAUUAAGCUACAUAAGAAUCGGUGCAACAUUCGCUGAGAUAACAUGGAAGCCACCAAAGGCAAAGAUUGAUAAAUAUAAGAUGGUGUGCAGUUGUAAGCAGGGGGGUGCUGAAUUUGUUGUUCAAUCAAACAAGACGUCGGUUCUUAUAAAGGAUCUGUCACCAGGGGAAACCUAUUCAGUUGCAUUAUACGCUGUGCAGGGGGAAAACGUUAGCACGCCUAUUAAUAUCAACUUCACUACAUCACUAGACGCUCCAAAAUCUGUUGAAUUUAUUGAUGUAACUUCCACAUCUGCUACUGCAUGGUGGGUGCCAAGUGUUGCUAAAAUAACUGGAUAUAAAUUUGCACUUGUUCAAUUUGAUGGACAAAACAUAGUGGAAGACCAGGUUACUUCAACCAGUCGUAUGUUUACCUUCACAAACUUAAAGCCACGAACAAGAUACAACUUUACCAUACACUCGAUACGUGGUGAAGAACAUAGUGUUCCAUUACAUGCUAACUUAAUCACAGGUCUUGAACCACCAGUGAAUUUCUCCUUAACCAAAGUACUUCCUAAUAUGGUGAGCUUCAAGUGGGAUUCCCCUAAUGCAAGGAUAAAGAGAUUUAGGAUUUCUAUUUUUCAAGAACUUAGUUACAAUGAAGAUGCCACCCCCAUAUCAAGUAUAGACUUACCCCACCAUACAUACAAAGGCACAUUCAAUGACCUGAUACCUGGUACCAAGUAUGUGGUUGAGGUUGUGUCUGUUGAACAUGGGGUGGAAAGUGGUCCUCUUGUCAAGCAUAUCAUGACAGGUAUUGAUGCACCCACCAACUUACGGAUAGCAUCCACAACACCAACCAGUGUGAGUGUAACAUGGAGUAAACCACACGCUGAUGUUGAAGGUUACAGUGUGGAGUGCUUGGAUGUUAGAAGGGGUGCGAGGCAAGAGAUCAAAUUAUCUGGAGAUGAAUGGUCAGCUACCUUUACCUCACUGAGGCCAGCCACUGAAUAUAAUAUAACAAUACAAGCAGAGUUAGAUGAUAUUAGUAGCACUAAGGUAUGGAGGCUUACCUACACAACAUUGCCACAACCACAAAACAUACGGGUGUCUUCCCCUACCUUUGAUGAUUUGGUUGUUAUAUGGGAUCCUGUGAUUGUGUUUCAACAAAGAAGGAUAAUGGGUGUUUAUGAUGUCAGAAUACAACCUGUUGCAUCACGAUAUUCAGCACAGAAUGGAAGGGUGCUGGAGUUUACUAUACCCGGUGACAACACAGCCCUCAAUGUACCCGGCAUGACAGCAGGCCUCACAUAUAAUGUUUCUAUUGUUGCCAAAACAACCAACAAUAUCCUCCCCCCGAGCCCCCCUGUUCUCGUGUCGUACCUCGCUCCUGUAGACCCCCCACAAGGGGUCACCCUCACCCAUGUCGGACAUAACAACGUAACCCUCCAUUGGUUUCCACCCUCAGCAGCAAUUACAGGAUAUUUGGUUGAAUACCAAGACUUAUACAGCACAUCUGAUGUCCAUUCACUUACCAUACCUGCCAAUCAAACCUAUGUUUCCAUCACCAACCUCAUAGAUGAUACAUCAUAUGUGAUUAACGUCACAUCCGUGAUGUAUGAUCGUGAAAGCGUUUCAUCUACUAUCAUGUUCACGACGGAAAUGAUGAUAAUCGAACCACCUGAAUACCUUCAUACAACUGAGAUCAAACACAAGAGUAUUGGGUUAGAAUGGAUGGAGUCGUUAUCCGAGAAUAUAGAUGGUUACUUUGUCGCAUACAUGCCACUACAUAUGCAUGGGCAGCAUGAGAAUACAACACUGGUUGGGGACAAGACAAGCACUGUACUGCAGGGACUUACACCUGGAACUGAAUAUUUAAUCAAUGUAUUCACAGUAUAUAAUGAAAGAGUUAGUAUUCCUGUUCAACUGUCCGUCACAACCGCCAUUGACCCACCCACAAGGUUAAUGUUCGUCACUGUAUCGGAUUCUUCAUUCACAAUCCACUGGCAGCAACCAAUAGCCAUGGUUGCCAAUUAUAUUGUGACUUACUACAGAUCAAGCUCUACAGGAGAGAGGCAAGACAUCAUUAUACCUGGAGGUGAGACAGUAUGUUCAAUACAUAACCUUGUACCAGCUACUGAAUAUACUGUGGAGAUAUACGCGAUGGGUAAUUCUACACAGAGUGAUCCUACCAUGGCUAUGGUUGUAACACUUCCAGCUUCAGUGUCACAACUCCGUUCACCAAAGCAAGGAAUAAACCAUGUAAUCAUGACAUGGGAGAAGCCCAUGAUAGGAGGGGAGAUCACGGGAUAUAAGGUGGAUUAUCACGCUCGUGAUAAUGUAUUAAAUAUUCGAAGUAUUCAUCUGGAAAGUAAUCAUACCCGCACAGCAAUACGAGGGUUGAACCCUGCCACAGUUUACCUGAUCACUGUUUAUUCGAAGAGACAUCUAGACCUUAGUGAAGGAACUACCGUAACCCAAGGAACAUUAAUACCCCCUGUGCAUGGAGUGGCGGUUCUACCGAUAGAUGAAAAGACGAUUCAUGUUCAAUGGAAAUCACCACCUAAUGUUAAAGUGGAAGGUUACACUGUUUCAUAUAAGCCUUUAGAUGAGUUCAGUCAAACAAUGGACCAAGUGGUUAAAGGAGAUGAAACUUCUGCUGUUAUAACUGGGUUGCUUGCGGAUACACAGUAUGCUGUGACUGUACAUGCUAACGUGGGUGAUCUGGUAGCUAAGAAAAGGCAAAUAAAAGCAACCACAGCCUCCUCUCUUGAAUCCCCUGAAACAUUGCGCAUCACUAACAUUCGUGAUACAUCGGCUCACGUGAGAUGGGAUCCUGUGAUUGAUAAAACUGUCACAGGAUAUUUACUCAGAUACAAACCAGUGGGUGGCAGCACAGAGGAUGAAGUUAAAGUUGGUUUAAAGGGAAGGAAAAAAGUUGGACAUAUGUUGAUGAAGUUACGACCUGGUGUUUUGUACUAUGUAUCUGUGGCCACUGAGCGGCAUGAGAGAGUCAGUUUUCCUCCCGUCACAGAACGCUUUGUGACAUCACAGAUGUUGACGGCACCAGUUGAUGUUGUGGUUCGUAAUAUCACGGAGUCUUCUGUUAGUUUAGAAUGGCCAAGUCAAUAUGUUGAUGGUAUUGAAGAAUACCAUAUGACAUAUUCAGUACUUGGGGGUGGAGAAACUAAUGAGAUAAUAACAGCAUCACCUGAAACUAUGAUUGCCACCAUUGAAGGUUUGCUCCCUGGACGCAGCUACACCAUCAAUAUCCGCUCCUUUAGAUGGGGGGUAGAUAGUGCUGAUGCAACCUCGAUUACCAUAACCACCCUCCAUCCACUCCUGCCUCCUAGGGAUCUCAUCCUGGAUGGAAGGAACCAAACAGAGGCAAGGAUAAGAUGGACACCGACCACACCUGAUGCAGAUGCUCAUCAUAUAACUUUAUCAAGUUUGAGGGGUGGGGGUUCGCCAUUCAGUGUGAGGCUCUCCCCAACCUCUGGUAUGGCAAACUUCAAAGACCUCAAACCAGGUACAAGAUACCGGGUUACCUUAGUUACAAUGCGUGGAAAUCAAAGCAGUGAUUCAAGGGUGCUGAAGUUUAGAACAGAUGAGAGAUUAGAUUCACCAUCCAACAUCACUGUAUCUCUCAUGGGUGAAAAUGGAGCAAACAUUACAUGGAAAAUAUCGCAACAAAAAUAUGAUCGUAUUUAUUUCUCCUAUUCAAGUGAUGAUGAGACAGAAUCGAAUUCCACAUUCCUUAAUAGAAAGAUGACCCACAUAAUAUUAACCCAUCUUACCCCAGAUACUUUGUACCACGCUACUAUUGCUUGUAAAUAUAAACGAAAGACAAGUCCGCUGAAAAUGUUUAGUUUCACCACUGAUUACAUCAUACCCUCCCCCACUAGAAUACAAUUCACUGCAGUAAACAAGACGCGUUUAACUGUACGUUGGCGUAAAGCUUCUAACCGUGCACAGUAUUAUCGUAUCGCUUAUAAAGAUGAACACAGAAUGCAACGCACCGUCACAAUAUCUGGUCGAUCAACCAGGUUACCCCUUGAAUACUUGCAAGCUGGCACCUCAUAUAAUGUUAGUGUUACUGCACUUGGAAGAAAUAAGGAGAGUUUACCUUUGGUGGGGAAAGUUACAACAUUAUUGAACCCACCCAGCAAGUUAAAUGCGACCUCCACUACAAGCGCAAGUGUUCAGUUAACAUGGGAACCUCCAUUAAGUCCUGUAGAUGGUUUCGUGAUCAAGUAUCAUGAGCUUGUAUCACGAAAAAUAUCACGAAGGCCAAGCGUGAUUGUGAAAAGUAACUUGAAAGUUAUUCAUGUGAAAAACAACACAACAGUGAAUGUAACAGGUUUGGUUGCUGGGACAAAGUAUGUGUUCCAAGUUGUAGCAAGGAAAGAUGGGAGGGAAGCUUACUCCAUGCGUGUGGUGCAACAAACUGACAUUGCACCUCCACGCAACUUACGAACAUCCGUAACAAGCAGAAGGUCGGCAAACCUCACAUGGGACUUCGCUAACAUGACACAAGUUACCGGGUACCUGGUUAAUGUGACUGCUGUUAAUAGUACUUUCAAUCGUGCAUAUAAUGUCAAACCACAAACAUCUUAUGUUUUCCUUCAAAACUUGUUACCUGGUGUUGAAUACAACGUGGACGUUACAACAUUGUGUAAACUUGAUAAAAGUCGUCCAGUGCAAGUACAUUUUAAAACAGCAAAAGUACCUUACCCCAAGCCGAAGGAUUGUGUUCAAGUUUUAAGGAAUGGAGAAACAUUGAACAAAGUUUAUGAAAUAUAUCCUUAUAAUGGAAUAACACUCAAGGUAUUCUGUGACCUCCACACUGAUGGGGGAGGUUGGCUCACCUUCCAACGUAGACAAGAUGGCUCACUAAGCUUCCAUCGGUCGUGGGACGAAUAUAUGAGUGGGUUCGGUAACCUUACCAAGGAGUUUUGGAUCGGUUUACAAACCCUUCAUGAGUUAACAAUGACCAACGAUCAAACAUUGAGGAUAGACAUGCGAUAUAAAGAUGAAGUUUCAUACGCUGUGUAUCGUAACUUCUCAUUGUCUGAUGCUGCUACUGGUUUCAUGCUGCAUGCAAGUGGUUAUACAGGCACUGCAGGAGAUUCGUUAUCAUAUCAUGACGGAAUGAAAUUCACGACAUAUGAUCGUGAUAAUGAUGAUGCUACUAAUAGGAAUUGUGCAAAAGAAUAUAAAGGGGCUUGGUGGUUUAAGAAUUGCCACAGAUCAAGUUUGAAUGGAUUGUAUGGGAACUCAAGGCAUAGUCAGGGAGUUAACUGGUAUAGUUGGGGAGGUUUCACGCGGUCCAUCGAAUUUGUGGAGAUGAAGCUUCGACCACAGUCGUUCAUUCAACCAACUGUUAAACCAGCGAUCAUGAGAAGGUUCGAAGCAAUCGUGAGUUGAGUGGUUAACUCACAAUGAUGUCACGCACAUGAUCAAAUAUUGUUUUCACGCAAAUGAUCAAAUGUUGGAAUUGCUUUGCACAUUAUCCACCUUGAUGCAGCACAUUUAUUGUUAUAGAUUCACUUUUGAUAUUUUUGUUUGUGAACAUUUUAUUUAUUUCUUACAUCUGUGGUUACACAAACAUUUUAUUUACAUAGGUUUACUUAACUUUUUAGUUACGUACUUAAGCGAUGACAAAACACCGCCUAGACGGAAACUUUGUUGCGGGUAUAAGAAUUAGAAACCACUGUUUUACAAUAAUUUGCGCUUUUGUAUUUUCUCAGCUUUGUACAUUAAAACACAAAACACACAAA